GUGGUUCUGUGUGCGAGGGGAGGGGAGGGUCGAGCUGCUGCCGUGGUUAUGGUGCUGCUGGCGGCGGCGGCGGCCGGGACGGUCACAGCGGCUGCCGCUGCUCUUUGUUACUGGAGGCUGGGCCGGGCCCGCUCCGUCGCCCGCCGUCUGCAGGAAGCACCAAGGUUUCCACUGGAUCAAGACCUCAAGUCUGUUCUGCUAAAUUCACCGGGGAAAUGCCUUCCCUUUGCUGUUGUAGAAGGUUUGGUUACCCCUGUCGAUGAGACUCUGAACAGCCAGUUUGUGGAUGGCUGCAAAGGGGUAAUCCACAGAUUGGUUUUAAAAGAGCAUAAUGCAGUAUGGAAUCGGACAACGCACCUUUGGAAUGACUGUGAAAAGAUUAUUCAUCAGAGGACUAAUACUGUGCCCUUUGAUCUUGUGUUGACUGACGCCACCCCUAACACCUCAGUGAGGGUGAUGAAAGCCUUGGAGUCAUCCGAGCUGGACCUGGAGACUGUGUAUCAGAAGUUCCACCCAGCAGAGCAGUCGCUUCCUAACAUCGUGGUGCAUUACAUCAGCGGGGAACGGCCGAAGGGGAUCACAGAGAUGGAGCAAAUGUUGAGAGCCGGCCACGCUGUUAUUGGGGUCGGCGAGCUUGUCUUGGACAAUAAUCUCAUCAGGCUUCAGCCUUCAAGGCAAGGGCUGCAGUACUGCUUGUGCAGGCUCGACUUCAAGUCUCUGGUUCAAAGGCACGAGUCCAAGGUACGGCAGUGGAAAAUCCUGACCCUCCUGUUUGGAGUUGCAACCUGUGCUGCCAUAUGUUUCGUGUUCUGGAGGCGGUAUCAACGCCGCAGACUGGAACAGGAACAGACAAGGCAGCGAGAGGAGAUGAUGGCAAUGAAGAAACAGCGUAUGCAGGAGCUUAACCUCAAGGAGGAUGAGGUCUCUAACAAUGCUUGUGCCAUCUGCCUGAUCAGGGACUGGAACUGUGUGUUCCUGCCAUGUGGACACAUCUGCUCCUGCGACGAUUGUUUUGAGGCCUUGCCCAUUCCGAAAACUUGCCCCCUUUGUAGGCAUCUUGUCUCUAAAAUAGUCCUGUUGUACACUAGCUAAACAUUAAUGUCCUUGCCACAGACCUAUCACCUUUCCUGUGGAAUCCUUUUUUUCAAUGGAAAAUAUAUUUAUUAAUGACGGCGGAAUAUGUAUUGUUGGUGCUUAUUCAUUUUCAUUUUCAGACUUUUCUAAUCUCGUUUCCCAGCAUACUGUAGGCUGUAUGCAUUCCCAGCAUUUAAAAGCAAAAUUGAUUUUUUUCAGUGUGUAUCAUGAUUAAACUCAGAUUCUAUUGUAAUU
Amblyraja radiata (thorny skate) is the source of this 1329-nucleotide messenger RNA. RefSeq names its product mitochondrial E3 ubiquitin protein ligase 1 (gene mul1). Gene Ontology annotation, molecular function: ubiquitin-protein transferase activity. The record is from RefSeq and is a predicted model, not a curated record. The transcript is spliced from 4 exons. NCBI's taxonomy places the organism in Eukaryota, Metazoa, Chordata, Chondrichthyes, Rajiformes, Rajidae. The coding region runs from base 49 to 1092 and encodes 347 amino acids. Gene Ontology annotation, biological process: organelle organization; protein ubiquitination. Gene Ontology annotation, cellular component: mitochondrion.